GACUUGAGCGAGUUUUUCUCUAUUGUAGUCUGAUUGUUUCAGAGAAGUGUUGUUAUGUGUUUUAUUAAUUUAUUUUUGAUAGAUUGACUAUUGGACGAAUUAAAGUUCGUAUCUCCCUGAAUAAUUAGAAUAUUGCUAAUAUUUUAUGGUGGCGUGAUUCCAUGUAUAGUAAACUUAUUAAAUAAUGCACAUAAAUCUUAGUAUUCCAAUGAUGACGGCAAUCAAAUCAGCUACUUCAAUUACUGGGAUCGUUGCGCGAAAAUUAAUACCUAUAUCAUUGAAUUCCAGGACACAUCGCAGGUAUUCCAAUCAAAAUACGAAUAAAUAUGAUAUCGUCGUCAUUGGUGGCGGUAUAGUUGGUUCUGCAUCCGCUAGAGAGCUAAUAUUAAGGCACCCAUCGUUAAACAUAGCACUAAUUGAAAAGGAAAAUCGUUUUGCCUGCCAUCAAAGUGGAAAUAACAGUGGUGUGAUUCAUGCGGGUAUUUACUACAAGCCAGGAUCAUUAAAAGCUAAAUUAUGUGUCCAAGGAUUGGAUUUAUCUUACAAAUACUGUGAUGAGAAAGGAAUCAAAUAUUUGAAAUGUGGAAAAAUGAUAGUAGCCACUGAAAGGCAAGAAAUACCUAGAUUGUUGGAUCUGUAUGAUCGUGGAAUUGAAAAUGGUGUGAAAGACUUGGAGUUACUUGACAGUAAAGGAAUAAGAGAAAUUGAACCUCUUUGUAAGGGUUUACAAGCAAUAUGGUCCCCUCACACUGGUGUUGUGAGCUGGGCUGAGGUAACAGAUUCCUAUGUAAGAGAUUUUGUUAACUGUGGUGGAACAACUUAUCUCAACUUUGAAGUUAAAAAGUUCCAUGAUUCUGUAGACGCAGAAUAUCCUGUUGUCAUUUCAGAUGAAAAAACUAAUACUAUUUUUGCAAAGCAUGUUCUUACAUGUUGUGGCCUACAUUCAGAUACAGUUGCGGUACUUACAGGAUGCCCUGAAGAGCCUAAGAUCAUCCCUUUUAGAGGUGAAUACCUUUACCUAGUACCAAGUAAAAGCAAUUUAGCUAAAGCUAACAUCUACCCUGUACCUGAUCCAAGAUUCCCAUUUUUGGGUGUCCAUAUAACUCCUAGAGUAGAUGGUCGUGUAAUACUGGGACCAAAUGCUAUAUUAGCAUACUGUAAGGAAGGAUACAAAUAUAGUGAUGUCAACAUAAAAGACUUGAAAGCCAUUAUAGGGUUUUCUGGUUUUCGAAAAUUGGCAAUGAAAUAUGCUGGUUUUGGUGUCAAAGAAAUGACAAGAUCAAUUUUUCCUUCAUUACAAGUCAAACAAGUACAAAAGUAUAUUCAAGAAAUAACAAGUGCGGAUGUUGAGAGAGGUCCUGCUGGUGUAAGAGCACAGGCCAUGGCUAAAGAUGGAAGUCUCAUAGAAGACUUUGUAUUUGAUUCUCAACCUGGGUCUGGUGCAAUUGGAAGCAGAGUAUUACAUUGUAGGAAUGCCCCUUCACCUGGUGCAACAUCAUCCCUUGCUAUUGCAAAGAUGAUCGCUGACAAAAUUGAAGAUCAAUUUACACUUAAAUGCUAAGUAAUUUUAAAUUUAAAGGUGCUAAAUGUUCAUUUCAUAUUUUUAUAAGGAGAGCUGAUUUAUUCUUUAGUAAAAGAGAAUAUAUUAUAAUCAAUACUAAUUUGUGUUAUAUCGGGCAAAUAUUUAUUAUUUACAUUAAAUUCAACAAAAUAAAAAUAAACACGUGAACUGAAAUGAAUGGGUCUAAUACUGUAUAAUGUUAAAUUAAGGAAUAUUGACUGGAGGAAACUUAUAAACAAUUUUGAAAAUAGUUUUAGAAGUACAACAGCAUUCUCACACCAGCGGAUUUUCCGAUCGACAUCGCUAAGUUCGGCCGAACAAACAACUGUCAACCAGAGCUUGAAAUGUGUUGCUCAGAUAUGGUCAGUUUAAAUCGCGACAAAAAUACACUAGUGUGAAAGCAUGCUAAGGUUAAUUACAAAAAGUAGAAAAUUAUCAAAUUAAGUUGUUUGAAUCCAAUUUUUAAUUCUUGCCAAGAAUCCAUACUCCAUUAUAGCACACUAAAGGAAACAUCUUGAUAGAACUUUUUAUACAAAUAUUAAAUAAACAAAUAAAAUAUUGCUUUAAAUGCUGUUAAAGUUUAGCUACAUUUUAUUUUAAAACUGAUAUUUUAAAUAAAAAGUUCUAUCUAAAUUUAUCUUUAGUUGAGAGUCUACUCAAAUCGAGUAUAGAUCCAAAGUCAAGUUUUGCAAUAUGGUUCUAUGAUAGUGUUAUAGGAGCACAAUUAUAAUGAAUUAAAAUGUUAUCAUGUGAUCUGAAUGUAUUUAUUUAAGAUUUUGUUAUGUUUUUUUAACUUAUACUAUUGUUAAUAAAUAUAUAAAUUAAUUAUCAAUAUUUAAAUUAUAUUUUUACUUAAAUUGCAUAAGUAUGCACAUACCUACAUAAGGAUAAAUUAAAUAAUGUGUAACUUUGGGUGCUAAUUUAAAGUCACUAAAAGUAGCAGUUAUAACAUUGUUUAAAUGAAUUGCGUAUAUUUUUACAUUUGUAUAUUUGUAUUUAUAUGUUUUAGCAUUCUAUAUAAUAUUAUCCUUACCCCAAAACUUAGAGAAAUAUGUUUUCAAUGGAUGGACAAAAUAUGUACUAUGCUUAAAAAUAUUUUUGGCAAACAUUCCUGGACGUCAUUCAGUGAUAAUCCCUUUACUGGUUAAACAUAUGAAAUUUAUUUGAAGAUCAUAGGCAGUUGUCAAGUGGAAGACAAUAUUACUGAUCACCACUAUGUACUCUGACAAACCAAACAGGGAAUAAACUGAAAACAAAAAAAUAAAUAUUUUGUUAUAAAA
Molecule: messenger RNA, 2841 nt
Organism: Helicoverpa armigera (cotton bollworm)
Lineage: Eukaryota; Metazoa; Arthropoda; Insecta; Lepidoptera; Noctuidae
Gene: L2HGDH
Product: L-2-hydroxyglutarate dehydrogenase, mitochondrial
Exons: 5
Coding region: 185-1561 (458 amino acids)
Molecular function (GO): (S)-2-hydroxyglutarate dehydrogenase activity
Source: RefSeq, a predicted model, not a curated record